AUGGGCUCUACCCAAAGAGGCACAACAUAUCAUGUGGUCAAGACAAAUAAAACUGGGUCCAGGGUGGCAGUUUCAGCACAGAAAGGGGCCGAGGUUGCUAGCAUGACCCCUCAGCGGGGACAGGGGUACCUUGUCUCCUCGAGCCAGCGGAGUGGCCCAGCCUCCACGAUCCCGACAGGCCAUCGAAGAUCAGAAGCUGGGCACACCACUGCUCUCCAUUUAUCAUCAGACUACCUUCGCUCUAGCUCCCCUCAGUCAGGGCCUGGCCCCUCUGGAGCACUCAACCCUCGAUCCGAGACCCGAUCCAGAACUGAUACAUCCCGCCAGGCCUCUCCUCCUCGAAAGCUGAUUCAGGGCGAGUCGGUGCCCUACACCGGUCAGGUGCCUCAGAACGUCAGUCCGUCCAGAGAGGAAGCAACUAGAAGAGGGGUUGAGACCAGGCCAGGGCGUGACAUCAGUAAUCGUUUCUCGCUAAUUCCAGAGGCCAAAUCCUCUCGCCGGUUGAGUUUUGUCGACCAGAAGGAUGACUUCAUACUCUUAGAAGACGAGCCACCCUCCAAGGUCCAAUACCCACAAGGGGUCAGAGUUCCCCGGAGGCCUUUGAUUUGCCCAAAGGAUCAAGCGGUCCAAACUGAGCCCAUUAGAAAGAGUGUGACUGCUGGGGAUAUCAGAUUUCCAAGGAGACCCCCUAGCCCAGAACAUGGCGGCAACCGCAUCUAUCCAGACUCUCGGUCACCCCAGAGAAGAAUUCCUGGGCCAGAAUAUGAAAUGGGCCGUCAGAACUCAAUUUAUGCAGAACCUAAGGCCUUGCAUAGAAGUGUGAACAUGGAAUCAUCCCUCACAUUCUCUGUCCUUAAAGAUUUGAACAGUGGACACAAGGCUGUGCGCCCUGAGCCUGAGCCCGUCCACAGGCCCUCUGUGUACAACGAAACCAAGUCCUCCCCAAAGGUUUUAAUACCAUCAGAAGUGGAGCCCAGCAUGAAGCCCUCAAUGCGAGGAGAGAGUGAGGGUGGUCGCAGGGUCACCAUCUCCCCCGGGGCACAGUCAGCUUCCCGCGGAACGUCUCGAGCAGCAUCUGAGAGCCCCUUCAAAUCCUCUGCCUUUGUCACUCUGGGGCCCUUCUAUAAGCAACAUACCACAAAACGCUCAGACAGUAUCUACGAGUUCACACGACCCACACUUAGGCCUCCAGAGCCCUCUUCUAGAAAGCACUCGAUCCACGCAGAGCUGGAACUGACCCCUCGGCCCUUGCCCCCUCGGUGCUUACCGAGAUACGGGCCAGACUCCACGUGGUGGGCCUUACUCAGCCCUGAAGGUGAAAUGCCCAACAGUCGGCCGAUAACACCUGAUUUCGAGCCCAAGUCCCCUCCUCCCCCAGACCCUUCACUGCCUUUUUUUGAAAUGGAAACCAGCCCUUUCUGUGAGGAUCUGAUGUUCCAGAGACAGAAGGCAAGUCCAUCACCACUAUCAUCACCAAAGGAGUCUCCGAGUCCGUCACCAUUGAGGGAAGUGCCACAGGCCCCCAAGCACACCUCCAGACAUCCCACUCAAAGGUUUAGUGUUUUCUUCAUGGAUGUCUCUGAGGAAAUGUACAAUCGUGUCUUCUGGUGGCUAAAAGGUCUGUGCUUUUCCCUCCCGCGGGUCCGCUUUGGGGGGCUGGGGGCAGGAGAACAGCCCAAGAUGGACGGUUGA
Cervus elaphus (red deer) is the source of this 1692-nucleotide messenger RNA. RefSeq lists its product as uncharacterized. The record is from RefSeq and is a predicted model, not a curated record. Bases 1 to 1692 code for a protein of 563 amino acids. The transcript has 3 exons. Lineage: Eukaryota; Metazoa; Chordata; Mammalia; Artiodactyla; Cervidae.